AUGGGGCGAUCACCGGAAGCCCCGGAUUUGGACAUCCCUGGAGCUUCUGAUCCUGAUGACCCUCAGCGAGGAUGUGGCUACCGGCCGAUGAUGAGGGCCAGAAGACGGAGGGUGCGGCGAGUCGUUGGAGGGAAAUCCGCCAGUAUCGGUGAGUGGCCAUGGCAGGUCAUCAUCAAGGAGAGACAUCUGUUCGGCGUCUUCACCAGCUAUAAAUGCGGCGGCGUGCUGAUCUCGGUGAGACACGUACUUACGGCUGCUCAUUGUGCAACCUCGAGCGACGUGAGGAACCUCUUCGUGACGCUAGGACAAGCCAUCGCGAGCCAGGAGAAUCUGCAGACAAUCCCCGUGGAGAGGAUGGUUGUCCACAAGGAUUAUAGAGCAGCUGACUUUGACAACGAUAUCGCUCUCAUCCUGCUCACCCAUCGCGUCGUUUUCAGUAGACAUGUUGUGCCCAUCUGCCUGCCCGAUUCUGGGGAUGACUUCAUCGGAUUCAAUGCUCACGUGAGCGGUUGGGGCAAGACGGCCUUCAAUGGCUCUUUUCCGAAAACCCUGCAGUCGGUGAUUCUACCCAUAUUGCCUCCUGAGGCCUGCGACCAGAUGUACUCGAAGAGCAGAGUGGAGAAGACCGUCCGCGAAUUUCAUUUGUGCGCAGGGCUCGAAGAAGGUCAGCGCGAUGCCUGUAUAGGAGAUUCGGGCGGCCCGCUUUCUGUGAGACGGAGUAACGGGCGUUGGGUUCUCGCUGGAAUCGUUUCUCACGGUUGGAAAUGCGCCGAGCCCAACCUUCCUGGUAUAUACACCAAUAUUCCGUUCUUCCGGUCUUGGAUCGGGAGAGCCAUGAUUUUGACACGGAGCAAUGAGGAAGCAGCAGGAAUACUCGGUUACUACUUCCCGAAGAGAGUAGAAUAUCUUCCACAGAAGACAUUCGAUCCUCAGAAGUCCACGAUCGAAUGCGGCUCACGUCCGAUGAUGAGAAGAAACUUACGCAGGAUGAGGCGUGUCGUCGGAGGCAAAUCCGCGAGGAUCGGUGAAUGGCCCUGGCAUGCCAUCAUCAAGGAGACGUCUUCAUCCGGCGUAGACUACAAGUGCGGUGGAGUGCUCAUCUCGGACAGACAUGUACUGACGGCUGCUCAUUGUGCGCUUGGAUCCGACCUCCCCAACUAUGUCGUGACUCUGGGGCAGGCCGACUUCCGACAGUCAGAUCUCCGAUCCAUUCCUGUGAAACGUGUUAUAGUUCACGAAGGUUUCGAAUCCCUCGAUUUUGACAACGAUCUCGCUCUCCUCGAACUCGCUCAACGCGCCGACCUGAACGAAAACGUCGUGCCUAUAUGUCUACCGGAUUCUGAAGAUGAUUUCGUCGGAUUGGGGGCCUACGUCACCGGCUGGGGGCAGGCGGAACCCGGUGGCCCGCUCCCGAAUACUCUGCAAUCGGUGAGACUGCCAAUUUUGCCCCGUGACGACUGUGACCGGAUGUACUCGACUAGUAGGGUCGAUAAGAGCCUCCGCGAGUUUCACUUGUGCGCGGGAUUCGAAGAAGGUCAACGCGAUGCCUGUGAUGGAGAUUCGGGUGGUCCCCUCUCCGUAAGACGGAAUGACGGACGAUGGGUUCUCGCUGGAAUCGUGUCCCACGGCUACAAAUGUGCGGAGCCCAACCUUCCCGGCGUGUAUACUAAUAUCCCGUACUUUAGGUCAUGGAUCAUGAACGCGAUCGAUUCCAUCCCAGCUCGCAGUCGGAAGAGGAUCCGAUGCAAGUCCUCAUGGAGAUCAAACAGAUGUUCAUGCAUGGAAACCGAAUAUCACCACGAUGACUCGACUUGUGCCGAGUCAGCAUCAGAAUAG
Molecule: messenger RNA, 1836 nt
Organism: Galendromus occidentalis (western predatory mite)
Lineage: Eukaryota; Metazoa; Arthropoda; Arachnida; Mesostigmata; Phytoseiidae
Product: transmembrane protease serine 9-like
Exons: 3
Coding region: 1-1836 (611 amino acids)
Biological process (GO): proteolysis
Molecular function (GO): serine-type endopeptidase activity
Source: RefSeq, a predicted model, not a curated record